ACAAAGGGAAACUAUGGAACUCUUUGCCCUCACUGAAGAUGACUGCUGGGAGUCGUCUUCCCUACUUCCGGAUUGCCUUGCCAUCCCUUGUCAAGCUUAGCCCCGCCCCUUUCCUCCAGAAGCCAAAGCAUGCGUCACGUGACUGCUCUGCCCUGAGAGGAGACCACGUGGUUUCGCCUCGGACUCAUGUAGAGGAAGAAUCCUGUUGCAUCCAGAAUGGCUGAGAAGAAACCUUCAGGAGGGCAGCAUCUCCUGCUGUUGCUGCUCAUCGCUGUUGCCUUCACACACUUAGCUGUUUGUCCCUUUACGAAAGUAGAGGAGAGUUUUAACCUACAGGCCAUCCAUGACAUCCUAUAUCACAAGCUGGACUUGGAGAAGUAUGACCAUCAUGAAUUUCCUGGAGUUGUCCCAAGAACAUUUCUUGGUCCGAUUUUUGUUGCUGUGUUUUCCAGCCCAGCCAUAUACAUGUUGUCCCUGCUGCAAAUGUCUAAAUUUUACUCCCAGCUGAUAGUCCGAGGAAGCCUGGGCUUGAGCGUGAUUUAUGCCUUGUGGCGGUUGCACAAAGAAGUCAGAAAGCAGUUUGGCUCAACAGUGUCCUUGAUCUUCUGUCUGAUAACUGCUACUCAAUUCCACCUGAUGUUUUACUGCACUCGAACUCUCCCUAAUGUGUUUGCACUUCCUAUUGUUCUACUGGCAAUUACAUCUUGGAUACAGCAAAAGCACCACCUGUUCAUCUGGUUCUCAGCUUUGGCAAUUAUUGUCUUCAGAUCAGAACUUUGCAUAUUUCUGGGCUUUAUGCUUCUUGUGACCCUCUUCAAUAGAAGACUGUCCUUUGUGAAAAUGCUCUCCUAUGCUAUUCCUGCAGGAACUUUUUGGUUAGGACUUACCGUGGCCUUGGAUUCUUUGUUUUGGAAGCAGCUUUUGUGGCCUGAGGGGAAAGUGCUUUGGUAUAACACAGUUUUAAAUAAAAGUUCCAAUUGGGGAACGUCUCCUUUUCUGUGGUAUUUUUAUUCAGCCUUGCCUCGUGCUCUGGGAUGCAGCAUUAUUUUUAUACCAUUAGGUGCAGGAGACAAAAGGACUCGAAUAUUACUUCUACCCACACUUGGUUUUGUUUUCCUGUAUUCCUUUCUGCCCCACAAAGAACUACGGUUUAUUAUAUACACUUUUCCUGUCUUCAAUAUAGUGGCUGCCAAAAGCUGCUCACGAAUUCUAAACAAUUACAAGAAAUCUUGGCUGUAUAAAUUAGGCUCUCUGUUUGUGAUAGUUCACCUCAUUGUUAACACUGCUUACUCAGGAGCUUCGCUCUAUGUCUCACAUUUCAAUUACCCUGGAGGAGUUGCCAUACAAAAACUACACCAGUUAGUACCUCCAACAGCAGAUGUUUCCGUCCAUAUCGAUGGGGCUGCAGCACAGACUGGAGUGUCUCGGUUUUUAGAAGUCAAUUCGGAUUGGAAGUAUGACAAAAGGGAAGACCUCAAACCAGGUGACUCCGACAUGUUCUCGUAUACACAUUUACUAAUGGAAAUGGACCCGGUUCAAAUAUCGCAUUAUAGGAUGACCCACAGAGUCCUAGCACACAUCCCUGGCACCAGUGGAAUUGGACUGAAUUUUACUGCACUACCUCCUAUUACUUUGAACUUGAAAUCCAAACUAGUACUACUGGAAAAGCUUCCUACUUCUUCUGGAACAUAAACAUUAGGAGACUUCACCUUUAUUUUCUUCUGAAACUUAAUUGUAUUUGAUAUAAAACCAUAACUCAAUGACUUUGAACAUUAUGUAGUUUCAUUCAUUUUUUAUGGUCUGUGUAUGCACAGCUGGUACUAUGUAUUGUGUCAGAUAUGCACGCGUGUGCGUGCACACAUACAGAGGUAUAUAUUUUUCAAUGAAAUGGAACUUUGAUUUAAAAAGUGCUCUGCGCUUUUCUUACUGGCUGUACUUUGAGACUGCGAUUACAAUUACCUGCCAAGAUUUGGAGACACAGAAACAGGCGUCACACCUAAAUAGCACUUGCAUGUGACAUGCCCAGCACACAUCAGCCAAACAUUUAGUGGGUCCUUGUUAUCUGCUGGGGUUUGGCUUCAGGACUCCCCUUUGAUACCAAAAUCUAUAGAUACUCAAGUCCCAUUAUGCAAUACAAUGUUGUAAUAAAAUGACAUCUUUUAUAUAAAAUUGCAAACAACUCCUGCUUUUUCGUAUUAAAAAAAUCAAGCAGUAACUGAUUGAAUUUAUAUAUGCAGACUCAUGGAUAUGAAGGACUGACUGUAGUAUAAUUUUGACAAUAUAAUACCGUCUAUAUUACUGACCAACACAUAUUUUGGUACCUCAAACAUUAGACCAGUUUCUGAGUAUGUUUGGCCGAUCCAAAAAUGGCACCAGCUUUCCCCCAUCAGCUCCAAUUUUUAAGAUACAGAACCUAUGCCAUCUACCAGUCACUACCUGCUUGCCCAUAGAAAAUCAUGACAACCAUAUCUAAGAAAGUAGAGCUGGUGAAGUCUAUUGAAUGAAUCAGUGCCUAAAAUAAUCCCAGGAACAGGCCUCAAAAUUGUCAGGCUGUGUAAUAAUUAAUGUUUCACACAAAAUCUGGGGAUGGGUUGUUUUGCAUGCCUAUUCAGCUUGUUUAGCAGUGGUUCACAACCUCUGGGUCCCCAGGUGUUUUGGCCUACAACUCCCAGAAAUGCCAGCCAAUUUACCAGCUGUUAGGAUUUCCGGGAGUUGAAGGCCAAAACAUCUGGGGAUCCACAGGUUGAGAACCAUGAAUGGAUAUAGCCUUCCAUCCUGGUAAGAUGUCUGAACAAGGUCUCACUAUGACUUCAUAGAAUGACUGUUCUGCAGUGAUAAAAGUCAUCCUGCUAGGCUCUUUUAAGUUCAAAAGGUUAGAGAGGAAGGGAGAAAAAAGUGACAGUACCUUUAAGACUAACUGGUUUUUGUUUUUUGCUAAAAUAAAAUUCAGUGGAUUUAA
Molecule: messenger RNA, 2959 nt
Organism: Anolis sagrei ordinatus
Lineage: Eukaryota; Metazoa; Chordata; Lepidosauria; Squamata; Anolidae
Gene: ALG12
Product: ALG12 alpha-1,6-mannosyltransferase
Biological process (GO): protein N-linked glycosylation
Cellular component (GO): endoplasmic reticulum membrane
Molecular function (GO): alpha-1,6-mannosyltransferase activity
Source: RefSeq, a predicted model, not a curated record